Messenger RNA from Magnolia sinica, 726 nucleotides. RefSeq lists its product as uncharacterized. Lineage: Eukaryota; Viridiplantae; Streptophyta; Magnoliopsida; Magnoliales; Magnoliaceae. The record is from RefSeq and is a predicted model, not a curated record. The transcript has a single exon. Bases 1 to 726 code for a protein of 241 amino acids.
AUGGUGCAAAAUCAACUCCAAAGGCAGCAAGGAGUGGAUCACCCAUCUACCAAAUUCAGGGAUCUGUGUCCCUUCCUAAAUGCCCGGGUACCUCCAAACUUUGAGGUACCCAAAUUCAAAAGAUAUGGCAGUAGCGGGUGCCCCACAACACAUCUGAAAGCAUUCUAUGGGGAUCUCAAUGCAAUAACAGAGAACGAUGAAGCCGUAAUACGACUCUUCCAGAAAUCUCUUAAAGGUAAUGCUUUGGAUUGGUACGCAUCACUAGAUAGCCAUCAGAUUAGGACUUGGGAGAAGCUCUCCCAGGCAUUCAUCGACAGAUUUUCGUACAAUCUGAACAUGGCUCCGAGAAGGGCAGAUCUGGCUGCCUUGAGACAAAAAAGCGAUGAAUCAUUGUCAGUAUACGUGGGACGAUGGCGGGCCAUGGCAGCCCGAAUGAGAAACCCCAUCGAUGACGAAGAACAGAUAUCCCUGAUCAUUUAUUUGGCAAAUCCCAGCAUUUCAAGAUAUCUAAUCUCAUACCCAUACGUAAACUUCUCUCAGCUCAUCCGAGCUGGAGAACAAGUGGAAGCCGGAAUCAGAGCCGGAACCAUUUUCCCAUGGCCACACCAGGCCCCCAUAAUCAAAAGAAACAAAGUCGAGGGGAAAUCCUUUGGAUAUGGGAAUGGGAACGGCACUACUCUCGCGCAACGCACUACGGAGAUCAACAAUAUCAUCGCCUACACUUAA